AUGAGGUGUCCUAUCGUGUCGUCCAUGUCUUGGCCGCAGUUGUCCUCAUCAUCGCUCACUUCGUGGACAAUGGACUCCAUGUUUGCGUCCGAUUUGUUCAUCGAAGACACUCUCUUCAGCUCUGUGUCCGUCGAGUCUAUCGAAGAGGUGACGACCAGUGAUAGUGUUGUGUCGGUGUCUGCAUCGCAUCCGUCCACCGAAGCUGAGAGUCGAAUCGUGUCUGACAUGAAGCCGAAGAGACCGCGCGGACGACCGAAGACCAGCCAAUCAGAAGAACAACGACAGCAAAGGACGAAAGCACUUAACGUUAUGGCGGCCAACAGAUACCGGCGCCGCAAGAAGGAGGAGACCAUCAGUUGGCACAACAGACUCGUCGUAGAGAAGAAUAGCAACGAAUGGCUGCGGAAGAAGGCCUUUGCGGACAACAUGUGGUCAUCGGACGUGUUGUCGACAUUGUCUGCAAAUCGCGACAAAAUCCACUUAAUUGUGGCCACAGUUGGCGCCACCCUUACGGCCAUCAAGUUAUACGAUCUCUACGACAAUGAUCUCCGUAUGCAUUGA
Molecule: messenger RNA, 561 nt
Organism: Oppiella nova
Lineage: Eukaryota; Metazoa; Arthropoda; Arachnida; Sarcoptiformes; Oppiidae
Source: the annotation of a GenBank genome assembly